Molecule: messenger RNA, 1068 nt
Organism: Acanthoscelides obtectus
Lineage: Eukaryota; Metazoa; Arthropoda; Insecta; Coleoptera; Chrysomelidae
Source: the annotation of a GenBank genome assembly
CUAGAAAUUUCUAGACGGUCGCAUUUGAAACAAUAUAUACAGGAAUUGAUUAUCUGUACCUACGCGUUGGCUGUGUAUAUCAAACAUACACAUAACGAGUUUUGGUUUAUAGUUAACAAAACAAACAAAGUUAUUUACUAAUCAACAAAUUCAAUAUCGAGUUGUUUGAUGGAUCCCAGGCUACAUAUUCAUAACUAUUACCCAAUAAUGUUUUACUGUUCCAAACUCGAAACCAUAACAAAUGUUGGAAUGUUCAAGGUAAAGUUGUAAUAUAGUCUGAAUUUGGCGAAUUAAUUUUUCGUUCUUAUGGUCUGGUGCCAAAGUGAAACAUGCAAAUAAUAGCGACGUAUUUGGCUUUCACCAUCUUGGCUUUGCUGGAUUUGAUAUCAGCUCAGUCUAUUCCAACCCAAACUGAACAGGCGAACCUAUUACGUGAUGUCAACGAAGUUUUCGAGCUGCUAAAGCUUGCGGCAGAUGAAGAAAGUGACAUUGUACUUAAAUCUGUAGAGCACGAUGUAGAUCUUAUAGAGAAGAGGGCUUCUUACACCUUAGGGUUGUUAGAAAGAAUAAUAUUGAUGCGUCUGUCCUGUGACGCAAACUCAAUCUCUUCUCUAGACUACCGACCGCACAUCAAAACCGUCAAAUUAGAAGGUGUCGCCGCCCUGACAGCAUGCUCUGCCUCCUCACUCGACAGAGUCCGCUCUGGCGCCGCCCAUUUGAAAAACAUCACCACCCACGCAGUUUCGAGUGGUCAAGGGGUGUUAAAUAAACUGGAUGCUUGCAGUAAGAAGUCAGGAUUGGCUGUGAUUGCAUGUUAUAGGAAUAUUAUUGUAAAUGACGUAACACCAGUUAAGGUGGCUUUAAUGGAUACAAUCAAGACCCACAAAGAAAAAUGUUCAGAGGUGGCAGCAAUAAGGAAUGACGUGAACAAAUGUGUAGAUAUGACAGUGGAACAAUACAGGAGUUUGUUGGAAGUAGAACUAGAAAAAGCACUAAGAAAUAUGACGUAAAACCAUACGAAUUGUUUUUAUAUUUAUUUAUUUAUCAAUUAAUAAAUGUUUGCAUAAC